UGAUGUAAAGGGAUCAAGUCCUACAACUCUGCAGUAUGCCUUUGCAGUCUUUCCAAUACGAGGAGGCACUGAAAUAACUGCUACCCCCAGAAGACUGCUAUUAAAAACAAGGAGGUCCCUACCCACUGCAGCCCAAGCAGAUUCCUAUCCAUCAUGACUGCCAUACGACUACGUGAAUUUGUUGACCGUCGCCCAGGGAUUCCACCCAGUCACUUCAUUGUUCACAGAGGAAAGGAUGUCCAAGGCUACUACCAUGGGCAACUGGCAAGAGUUCAUUAUGAUGAUAGUGUGAAGAAAACACCCAGACCACUCAUAGACUUGGCAAUUCCAACCGAGAGAAAAACUCCGUAUCAGCCUCAAUUAGACCAACAAACGCUCAUUCGAUAUAUUUGUUUUAAAAGUCGUUCGAAGCCUGUCGACUCGUGGUAUAAGGAAACCACUUACCAGAGAAGCUAUUCUCUGCCAUUUUAUGACAUUGGUUGGGACCAGAAAUUAGCCACCAUUUCACUGAAUCCUAGACCACUGAAUUCAGUGCCAGAGUUCUACUGUUAUGAAGACAACAGUGACUUCGAAAGAUACUUUUAAACUAAAAUAACCCUGGCCUUGGAACAAAAUAACUUCCAACAUUCUUAGAAGACUCUUGAAAUAAACUGAUGGUAGAACUAUUUUUAA
This is a messenger RNA of Ictidomys tridecemlineatus (thirteen-lined ground squirrel), 672 nucleotides long. The record is from RefSeq and is a predicted model, not a curated record. NCBI's taxonomy places the organism in Eukaryota, Metazoa, Chordata, Mammalia, Rodentia, Sciuridae.